GGCCGUGCUCCGGUGGUCAGGGCGCACCGCACCACGAGCGCGGCGCCCUUGAGCUGCACGGCGGCGCACGUUUGCGAGGCGACUUGUCUGCGGGCCAAGAGAAGGAAGCGCUGUCCCUUCCCGCGCAACCUGGCGUCCCCACCCCUUGUACUCUACACCCUGCCUCGGACAAGCGGCGCGGCCACGGAGGCGCAGAGGAGGGGUGAGCCGCCGCCGGGCAGCGGCGUCCCUUCGGGGGAGAGGGCGCCUGACAGGAGGCGGCGGCGCGGCGCAGAGGGCGCGACGCGCGAUGGCAGCUGCUUAGCCCGGCGCGCGCGGAGCAGCCCGGAGCUGUGGCUGGCCAGACGGUGCGGCUGGGCUGGGGACGCCGCCGCAGCCCGGCCGGGAGAGAUGAGCGCCGAAGCGGGCGAGGGCAUCACUUUCUCGGUGCCACCCUUCGCCGAGGGUGGAAGCUGCCGGAGGGGAGGAGCGGCGGUGGCAGCCGAGGACGAGGAGAGCCAGCUACCGCCGCCGGGCAGCUUAUGGAACGUAGAGACUGCCGCCGCCCCUGGCACCGGUUGUCCUGCCGCCACCUCUGGGAGCAGCGCCACCCGAUGCCGGGGCAACUCUAGUAGCGGAGGCGGCCGACGGACCACGGUGGCAUAUGUUAUCAACGAAGCGAGCCAGGGGCAGCUGGUGGUGGCCGAGAGCGAGGCCCUGCAGAGCCUGCGGGAGGCGUGUGAGACGGUGGGCGCCACCCUGGAGACCCUGCAUUUUGGUAAACUGGACUUUGGAGAAACCACCGUGCUGGACCGUUUUUACAAUGCAGAUAUUGCGGUGGUGGAGAUGAGUGAUGCCUUCCGACAGCCGUCCUUGUUUUACCACCUUGGAGUGAGAGAAAGCUUCAGCAUGGCCAACAACAUCAUCCUCUACUGUGAUAACAACUCAGACUCUCUGCAGUCCCUGAAGGAAAUCAUUUGCCAGAAGAACACCAUGUGCACUGGGAACUAUACAUUCGUCCCUUACAUGAUCACUCCACACAACAAGGUCUACUGCUGUGAUAGCAGCUUCAUGAAGGGGUUGACGGAGCUCAUGCAACCGAACUUCGAGCUGCUUCUUGGACCCAUUUGCUUACCUCUUGUGGAUCGUUUCAUUCAGCUUCUGAAGGUGGCACAAGCAAGUUCUAGCCAGUAUUUCCGGGAAUCUAUUCUCAAUGAUAUCAGGAAAGCUCGAAAUUUAUACACUGGUAAAGAAUUGGCAGCUGAAUUGGCAAGAAUUCGGCAACGAGUAGAUAAUAUCGAAGUCUUAACAGCAGAUAUUGUCAUAAACCUCUUACUUUCCUACAGAGAUAUCCAGGACUAUGAUUCUAUAGUGAAGCUGGUAGAGACCUUAGAAAAGCUGCCAACCUUUGAUUUGGCUUCCCAUCACCACGUGAAGUUUCAUUAUGCAUUUGCACUGAAUAGGAGAAAUCUCCCUGGAGAUAGAGCCAAAGCUCUUGAUGUUAUGAUCCCGCUGGUGCAAAGUGAAGGGCAGGUUGCCUCCGAUAUGUAUUGCCUAGUUGGUCGAAUCUACAAAGAUAUGUUUUUGGACUCUAAUUUCCUGGACACUGAAAGUAGAGACCAUGGAGCUUCUUGGUUCAAAAAGGCGUUUGAAUCUGAGCCAUCGCUACAGUCGGGAAUUAAUUAUGCGGUCCUUCUCCUGGCAGCUGGGCAUCAGUUUGAAUCUUCCUUUGAGCUCCGGAAAGUUGGGGUGAAGCUGAGUAGCCUCCUUGGCAAAAAAGGAAACUUAGAAAAACUUCAGAGCUACUGGGAAGUUGGAUUUUUUCUGGGUGCCAGUGUCCUGGCCAAUGACCACAUGAGAGUCAUCCAAGCAUCUGAAAAGCUUUUUAAACUGAAGACCCCAGCAUGGUACCUCAAGUCGAUUGUAGAGACAAUUUUGAUAUAUAAGCAUUUUGUGAAACUAACUACAGAGCAGCCUGUGGCCAAGCAGGAGCUCGUGGACUUCUGGAUGGACUUCUUGGUCGAGGCCACAAAGACCAAUGUUACUGUUGUUAGGUUUCCAGUACUAAUAUUGGAACCAACCAAAAUCUAUCAACCUUCAUAUUUGUCUAUCAACAAUGAAGUUGAGGAAAAGACAAUAUCUAUUUGGCAUGUGCUUCCUGAUGACAAGAAAGGUAUACAUGAGUGGAAUUUUAGUGCUGCUUCUAUCAGGGGAGUGAGUAUUUCUAAAUUUGAAGAGCGAUGCUGUUUUCUUUACGUGCUUCAUAAUUCUGACGAUUUCCAAAUCUAUUUCUGUACAGAACUGCAUUGUAAAAAGUUUUUUGAAAUGGUGAACACCAUCACUGAGGAGAAGGGGAGAAGCACAGAGGAAGGUGAUUGUGAAGGUGACUCCUUGGAGUAUGACUACGAAUAUGACGAGAAUGGUGACAGAGUUGUUUUAGGGAAAGGCACUUACGGGAUCGUCUACGCAGGCCGAGACCUGAGCAACCAAGUCAGAAUCGCUAUAAAGGAAAUUCCAGAGAGAGACAGCAGAUACUCCCAGCCCCUGCAUGAAGAAAUAGCAUUGCAUAAGCAUCUGAAGCACAAAAAUAUUGUCCAGUAUCUGGGCUCUUUCAGUGAGAAUGGCUUUAUCAAAAUCUUCAUGGAGCAGGUCCCAGGAGGAAGUCUGUCUGCUCUCCUUCGUUCCAAAUGGGGCCCAUUGAAGGACAAUGAGCAAACAAUCGGCUUUUAUACAAAGCAGAUACUUGAAGGAUUAAAAUACCUCCAUGACAAUCAGAUAGUCCACCGGGAUAUAAAGGGCGACAAUGUGUUGAUUAAUACUUAUAGUGGUGUUCUCAAGAUCUCGGACUUCGGGACAUCAAAGAGGCUAGCUGGCAUAAAUCCAUGUACCGAAACUUUUACUGGUACCCUUCAGUAUAUGGCACCGGAAAUCAUAGACAAAGGACCACGAGGCUAUGGGAAAGCAGCAGACAUCUGGUCUUUGGGCUGCACCAUCAUCGAAAUGGCCACAGGGAAACCACCUUUUUAUGAGCUGGGAGAACCACAAGCAGCUAUGUUCAAGGUGGGAAUGUUUAAAGUCCACCCAGAGAUCCCAGAGUCCAUGUCAGCAGAGGCCAAGGCAUUCAUACUGAAGUGUUUUGAACCUGACCCUGACAAGAGAGCCUGUGCUAACGACUUGCUUGUUGAUGAGUUCUUAAAAGUUUCGAGCAAAAAGAAAAAGACACAACCUAAGCUUUCAGCCCUUUCAGCUGGAUCAAAUGAGUAUCUUCGAAGCAUAUCCUUACCUGUGCCUGUCCUGGUGGAGGACACGAGCAGCAGCAGCGAGUACGGCUCAGUUUCUCCUGACACAGAGUUAAAGGUGGACCCCUUCUCUUUCAAAACGAGAGCCAAAUCCUGCGGAGAAAGAGAUGUAAAAGGAAUACGGACGCUCUUUUUGGGCAUUCCGGAUGAAAAUUUUGAAGAUCACAGUGCUCCCCCUUCCCCUGAAGAAAAAGAUUCUGGUUUCUUCAUGUUGAGGAAGGACAGUGAGAGACGCGCCACCCUUCAUAGGAUCCUGACGGAAGACCAAGACAAAGUUGUGAGAAACUUAAUGGAAUCAUUGGCUCAGGGGGCUGAAGAACCUAAACUAAAAUGGGAACAUAUCACAACCCUCAUCGCAAGCCUCAGAGAAUUUGUGAGAUCCACAGACCGAAAAAUCAUCGCCACCACACUGUCCAAGCUGAAGCUGGAACUUGACUUCGACAGCCACGGCAUUAGCCAGGUUCAGGUGGUGCUCUUCGGUUUUCAAGAUGCUGUCAAUAAAGUUCUUCGGAAUCAUAAUAUCAAGCCACACUGGAUGUUUGCCUUAGACAGUAUCAUCCGAAAGGCGGUGCAGACGGCCAUCACCAUUCUGGUGCCAGAACUGAGGCCACACUUCAGCCUCGCAUCUGAGAGCGAUACCGCUGAUCAAGAAGACUUGGAGGCAGAAGAUGACCAUGAGGAACGGCCUUCGAACCAAACUAUCCGAAGACCUCAUGCUGUCAUUGAAGAUGCUGUAGCUACCUCAGGGGUGAGCACACUCAGUUCUACUGUAUCCCACGACUCCCAAAAUGCCCACCGGUCCCUCAAUGUGCAACUUGGAAGGAUGAAAAUAGAAACUAAUAGAUUACUGGAAGAAUUGGUUCGGAAAGAAAAAGAAUUACAAGCACUCCUUCAUCAAGCUAUUGAAGAAAAAGACCAAGAAAUUAAACACCUGAAGCUUAAGUCCCAACCAAUAGAUAUUCCUGGAUUGCCUGCAUGCCCCCGGGAUUCUCCUGGCACAAAUACUGAAGAGUCUGAGCUUACUGAGUGGCUGAGAGAUAAGGGAGCUGAUGAAGACACUAUAAGUCGGUUUUUGGCUGAGGAUUAUUCACUAGAGGAUGUUCUCUACUAUGUUACACGUGAUGAUUUAAAAUGCCUCAGACUAAGGUACCACUCUUUUCUUUAUGUCCCUUUUUCUUGGUGGAAAGAGCGCUGGGCUGAGAAGUCUGGGAUCCUGUCCUGCCUGGCUGGACCCCUCCCCAGCCCUUACCAUCUCAGCGGUCCUGGGGCUCAUUCUGUGGUUCACAUUUGCUCUGCGUAAACGGAGUUUGUUUCCCCAGGCUAUUACUGGGUACUCUUAUAACCAAAAUUUCUAUAUUAGUAAAUGCAAAUCAACUCAAAGAAUUUCUUGAUAAUAAAGUAGACUGAGGCUAUGCAGUUAUUUUUAAGCUGCCUUAAGCAACUGCUCUCAUUUAGUUCAUGAUUAUACCAUAAUUAUUAGAAAUAAUAGGACAGGUUCCCAUUUGCCAUCCUGUAACAUGUAUAAUGUGAUACAGUUUCUUAUCAUAGUUUUCUCUAUCAGGCCAAGCACAUGUAUAAGUGACUCACACAGAAUUCUGUAAAGACCCAUUUCAAAUGUGCUAAAAACCUGAAAUGAUGCUUUGGGAACUGGUAGUCUGGGGGAAUGGAAAGGAAAGGCAGGGAGGGAUAAUGACAAAACACAGAAGGAAUUACAUGAGGACCGAUAAGACUUUGGGAUCUCCGUGUUCUGAUCAGAGCGGCGCCAGGCGAAGGUCACUUGUAGAUGUCAAGAGCAGUGUUUCAAAUGAGGUGUUCUCUUCCCCGUGUUCUUGUGUCUUAAACAGGGGAGGGAUGCUCUGCGCACUGUGGAAGGCCAUCACCGACUUUCGAGAUACACAGACUUGACUGUGGCUCUGUUUGUGUCCAGCCUCCCGUGGAGAGUCUAACAGAACUGGUCUUCGCAGGGGAGGGAGAAUCUAAGGGAGAGGAGAAAGAAGCUGCACUUUAAAUCCAGUAUUUGUUUACUUGUGUUAAAAGAAAAAAAAAAAAAAAAGACAAAAUACACUGAAAUUUCCUAACUGCUUCUAUUUCUACUGUUCAUAAGGACUCUUUGUAAGGACUCUCAAAAGUAAUCCUAAACAUCAGGAUGCUUGGGAUUAUUUUCGUCUAAACAUUUUUAUGGAAAUAUUUUUAACUUAGCAGCUGUUGCACUUCGGCCAUAUGUCCCUUUUACACAAAACGGAUAGAACAUUUCAUGUGAUUGUGCAUCACUGGAACAAAACCAAAAUGUGACCAUAACUUUUUAGACUUCUGUGUGUAUGUAGGAUACUCAGAGUAGAAAUGCAUAAUUUCAGUUAUUGUGUAAAGGUUAUGUUUGUUUGGCUUUUUUUUUUAAAGUGUGCAGAAUCAGAAGCAGCGGUUUUUACUUACUGAUCUGUAUUAAUUGUAAUAUUGACUCUAUUUUGUAACUUAAGUUUCUGGCCCAUAGUACGUUCAUUUGAGUCGUGUAUGCACUACUGAACUGUACCAGUUGCACAUGUCUGAAUCCUAGUAAUGUUAGCUUGUUCUAAAGCUAUCCAUUGUGUCAUAUUUACUCUAAAAAGUAAAGACUCUUAACAUACUGUUC
Molecule: messenger RNA, 5904 nt
Organism: Neogale vison (American mink)
Lineage: Eukaryota; Metazoa; Chordata; Mammalia; Carnivora; Mustelidae
Gene: MAP3K5
Product: mitogen-activated protein kinase kinase kinase 5
Exons: 29
Coding region: 391-4578 (1395 amino acids)
Biological process (GO): intrinsic apoptotic signaling pathway in response to oxidative stress; protein phosphorylation; MAPK cascade
Molecular function (GO): MAP kinase kinase kinase activity; ATP binding
Source: RefSeq, a predicted model, not a curated record